AUGACCGUGAUCUACGGGAGGUCAAUCGGCCGCGCUCUGCCCAGGCUGGGCGCUCUUCGUUCCGUUCUCUCAUGCUCUCGUUUUGGGGAUGAUAUUCGAUACCUCAGCAUCACAGCCCAUAGAUACGCCAACAGCGAUGCCAAACUGGACUUGCCAGCUUUGGAUCAGAAAUGGCGGCAGAGAUGGGCAGCUUUGAAGAGCACCAAGACCAGCGACGGAGCUGAAAAGAAAUAUGUCCUUCCCAUGUUUCCAUAUCCUUCGGGGUAUUUACAUCUGGGGCACCUCCGCGUCUACACCAUUGCCGAUGUUGUCGCCAGGUUUCACUCCCUUCGAGGACAUGAUGUCUUGCUACCAAUGGGAUGGGAUGCCUUUGGACUUCCGGCCGAAAAUGCCGCUAUCGAGAGAGGCAUUGACCCGGCCACCUGGACCAAGUCCAACAUUGCCAAGAUGAAGGAACAGCUCGACGUCAUGAAUGGAUCCUGGGACUGGUCUCGCGAACUGGCAACCUGUGACCCAAGCUUCUACAAACACACCCAAAAAAUCUUCCUCCUCCUCCGCGAGCAAGGCCUAGCCUACCAAGACGAAGCAGAAGUCAACUACGACCCCGUCGACAAAACUGUCCUCGCUAACGAGCAAGUCGACGCCAACGGCUGCUCCUGGCGUUCCGGCGCCAAAGUCGAAAAGCGGAAACUAAAACAAUGGUUCCUCCGCAUCUCCCAAUUCAGAGACUCCCUCCUCCAAGACCUCGAAAUCCUCAGCAAAGACAACAACUGGCCCGAGCGAGUCCUAACCAUGCAAAAGAACUGGCUAGGCAAAUCCACCGGCGCAACCAUCAAGUUCCCCCUCAUGGCCUUUGAGCACAUCACCCACUCCGCCAUCGAGGUCUUCACCUCCCGCCCCGACACCCUCUUCGGAGUCCAGUACCUCGCCCUCGCCUCCACCCACCCAGUCGUAGCCCAGCUAGCAGCCAAAGACCCAGAACUGCAAGCGUUUCUAGAUAUCCUCCCCGGUUUACCCCCCGACUCCAAAGUCGGCUACCUCCUCCCCCACAUCCGCGCGGUAAACCCCCUAGCCUAUCACGACGAGACCCCCGAAGCGACAAAGAGGUCUGUCCCCAUCUACGUCGCCCCCUACGUCCUAGGUGACUACGGCGAGGGCGCCGUCAUGGGCGUCCCCGCCCACGAUAUCAGGGAUCACUCGUUUUGGAAAACGCACCACAAAGACGAGCCAGUCCGGUUCGUCCUUGCCGCGUCGGAGGAUGAGUCCACCACCGCCAUGCCAAACGAGCCUUUUAUCGACCACGGCGUUAUGACCGCCCACAGUGGUCUCUUCAAGGGUCGUUCCUCUCAGGAAGCAGGUGAGAUGAUCGUGCGUAUUCUUGAAGAGGCUGAACUGGCUAAGCCGGUGGAGAAGUGGCGGUUGAGGGAUUGGUUGGUCAGCAGGCAGAGGUACUGGGGGACGCCGAUCCCGAUUAUUCACUGCGGUUCUUGCGGUGCGGUGCCCGUUCCGGAGGAGGAGCUACCGGUAGAGUUGCCAGAGGUGGAUGAGCACUGGGCUGGAAAAAAGACGGGUAACCCGCUUGAGACGCUGGAAGAGUGGGUGAAUACGUCUUGUCCUCAAUGCCACGGCCCGGCGAGGAGGGAUACGGACACGAUGGAUACGUUUGUUGAUUCGAGCUGGUAUUUUGCGAGGUUUAUCGACCCCCACAACGAUGAGGUGCCGUUUUCGAGGGAAAAGGCAAGGAAGAUGCUGCCUGUUGAUCUCUACAUUGGCGGGAUUGAGCACGCCAUCUUGCACCUUUUGUACUCGAGGUUUAUUUACAAGUUUCUCAUGGGUUCGACGCUGGUUGGGGAGACGGAAGGGGUGCAGGAGCCGUUCAAGCGGUUGAUUACACAGGGGAUGGUGCACGGCAAGACGUACACUGACCCUGCCACGGGGAAAUUCCUCAAGCCUGACGAGGUUGAUCUCACUGAUCCGGCCAGACCGAGGGUUGUGAGGACGGGGGAGGUGGCGGGGGUGAGUUAUGAGAAGAUGUCCAAGAGCAAGUACAAUGGUGUUGAUCCUACCGAUGUGAUCAACUUGCACGGCGCAGAUGCGACAAGGGCGCACAUGCUUUUCCAGGCGCCGGUUAGUGAGGUGCUGGAUUGGGAUGGGGACAAGAUUGUGGGGGUUACGAGGUGGUUGGGGAGGGUUUGGGAGCUUGUUCAGCGGGUUUCGACUAUCUCAUCAUCGGCCUCGGUGAGGGAGUUUUUUGAGCAAGAAGCGGCUAGAUUGGGAACGAUGAAGGAAAAGGAACUCCAACAGUGGGAUAAAGCUGCGAGGGUGUGGAGGGAGGUGCAAAAGACUGUUGAGAGUGUCACGGGGUCGUACGAAAAGGUUUACGCGCUGAACACGGUGGUGUCGGAUUUGAUGAUUUUGACGAAUGUGAUUGUCGAGGAGGAGAAGGGUGUGCCGGAUGGGGUGAAGAGGGAGGCGGUGGAGGGGUUAGUGAGGAUGAUGGCACCGAUUACGCCUGCUUUUGCGGAGGAGUGCUGGGCUGUUCUUCAUCCUGGUGAGACGUCGAUUUUUAAGAGUGAGAAGGGGAGGUUUCCGGUCGCGGAUGGGACGGUGGAUUUGCUGCAGCCGAGGAAGCAGGUUUGUGCGGUGCAGGUGAAUGGGAGGUUGAAGUUUGCGGCCGAGAUUGCGGUGCCGCCUGAGGGGUUGGGAGAGGAGGAGAGGAGGGAGUGGGUUGUUGGGGAGGUCCUGAAGACGGAGGAGGGGAGGAAGAAGUUUGAGGGUGUUGAUGUUGGAAAAGCAAAGAAGGUGGUGGUGGUCAAGGGUGGGAAGUUGGUGAACUUUGUCAUGUGA
Molecule: messenger RNA, 2847 nt
Organism: Podospora anserina S mat+
Lineage: Eukaryota; Fungi; Ascomycota; Sordariomycetes; Sordariales; Podosporaceae
Exons: 2
Coding region: 1-2847 (948 amino acids)
Biological process (GO): mitochondrial translation; leucyl-tRNA aminoacylation
Cellular component (GO): mitochondrion
Molecular function (GO): leucine-tRNA ligase activity; aminoacyl-tRNA deacylase activity; ATP binding
Source: RefSeq, a predicted model, not a curated record